Messenger RNA from Candidozyma pseudohaemuli, 1659 nucleotides. RefSeq names its product U4/U6-U5 snRNP complex subunit. The coding region runs from base 1 to 1659 and encodes 552 amino acids. Gene Ontology annotation, cellular component: U4/U6 x U5 tri-snRNP complex. The transcript has a single exon. The record is from RefSeq and is a predicted model, not a curated record. Gene Ontology annotation, biological process: mRNA cis splicing, via spliceosome; maturation of 5S rRNA. NCBI's taxonomy places the organism in Eukaryota, Fungi, Ascomycota, Pichiomycetes, Serinales, Metschnikowiaceae.
AUGGUUGAGGAGAUCCUGCUUUCUAUAGAGGAAACCAAUAGGCUUCGGGCCCAGAUCGGGUUGCCUUUGUUGCCUGUGGAGAAGAAAGAAAAUUUGAAGAAGGGGGUUUCUGGAAAAGAUGAACUUUCCAUUGAAGAGACCAACAAGCUCAGGGCAUCUCUAGGUCUCAAACCGAUUGUUGUGGAGGAGCCCUUGAAUGAGCUGAAACCAGAAGAAAGUGUUGAUUUGCCCAAGAAGACGACGUCAAAUAAUCAGUUUAAGGUGGACACCGACCUGAAGUUGUUCUACAAUGAUGCAGGCUCAGACUGGCUUGAGAACAUAGGGAAAGGCAAGAAAGCUGAGAAGACCGCUGAAAAAGAGAAUAUCGAACAAUCUGAGGGAAUUGCCGUUGGCCAUGCUGCCCUGGCAUUAUCGGAUGUCAAAGACGGCGAUGUUUUUACCCUCGAGGACCAGAAUGUCUUGGUUGACGAGGAGGAACGCAUGGUGAAUGAAAAGAUAGCCAAGGCCGAGAAACUUCGAAAGACCGAGGCAGAAAAGCGGAAAAUUGCCACGUUGAAGUUUGGCGUCAGGUUCGAGGAAGACGAGGAGGAUGAGGCUGACGAGCUCGCUCAGGUUUCAGGAUCCACGAUUCUUCUACCGCAGAAGCAGGAUGUUGAGCCCCCGGUGAAGUCAGGAACGACAAAAAUGGGAGCUCUUUUUGACGACAUUGACGAGCCUAAGCCGGCAGCAGUCAAGUUCAAGAAGAAGUCAAAAAAGAAGAGUCUGUCGAAGAAACGAGAAUUGGACAACGACGCGGAGCUCGAAACCCACCAGCCGAUGGUAACUGAAGAGUUGAAAUUUGAGGCAGACGAUGGCGACGAUGAAAUCCAGAGUGUGCUAGCCAAGAACCGUGAGAAACAGCAGAAGAAAAGAAAACUACUCACUCCAGAGCAGUUGGCGCAGGAAAUUCAGCUGCACCAGCGUAUAGACUUGACAGAGAAGACAGGCGGUAUGGUUUUCGACGGAACCUCAGACUUUUUGAGCAGCAUUGGCCAGGCAGUUGAGGACGAUUCUAAAGAAGAGGUAAAGAAGGAGGCCGAAAAGGAUGUUGAAGAAAAGGUUACCGAGACCCAGGAUGAAGCAGUUCCACAGCUGGAUGGAAAGGCCGAGCCCGAGGAACAAGAAGCGUCCAGUAAGCCUAAAUUCGGCAGCAUGGCAGCUACACUCAGCUACCUUCGUGGCAAUAACAUGGUCAGUGCAGAACUGCAAAGGGAGAAGGAGGCCAGAAAACAACAGGAACAGAGAAUCAAGGAGGCAGAGCUCCAGCGAAUCGCAAUCUCGAUUGAAGAGCGUUCAGUCAAACAGGAAUUGGAGCUGGAUCUGUCGUACAAAAGACUCUCCAAAGAAGAACAAGACAGUACGCUUGACAAGAUCCUCAACGAGCGCCUUGUUGCAAAAGGUCUAGUGGAGGUACCCAAAGGACGAUACUCCAACUACAAUUCGGACCGUCUUUCCAGCUACAACCCCCAAGUAAACCUCAAGUACAAGGACCAAGACGGCAAUGAGCUCGACCGGAAGCAGGCUUUCAAGCAGCUCUCGCACAAGUACCACGGAACUGCGCCGAAGCACAAAAAGAAGAAGAUGGGAAACAAGUCCGAAGUGGAACAUGUUAUAAAUUGA